UACAGACAAAAUUCUAACCACAGUGACAGAUUGUCUUCGUCGAAGAUACGAUCUGCACUGGUAAGGUAAUAGAUAUUGUUGCUGAGAGUCAGGCGCGUUUUCUUAAAUUGGAAAAUGAAACCCAAGACGGAUUUAUUGAAUGAGCCUGCAUGGAAGCAGCUGCAACAAUAUUUCGAUAAUAAUGGCUCGAAAAUAAAUAUAUACAAUAUGUUUCAGCAGGAUUCUAAACGUUUUGAAAAAUUCAGCUUGGAGCUCCCUACUCCACAAGAUGGACCGAUUUUGUUGGAUUAUUCCAAGAAUAAAAUUAAUGGAGAAGUACUUGGAUUAUUAUUUAAUCUGGCUCGUACACGGGAAAUAGAAGCUGCAAGAAGUGCCAUGUUUAAUGGUGAAAAGAUCAAUUUCACAGAGAAUAGAGCAGUCCUGCACAUUGCUUUGCGUAAUAGAAGCAAUACACCGAUAUUAGUAGAUGGAAAGGAUGUAAUGCCUGAUGUUAAUGCAGUAUUAGAGCACAUGAAAAGUUUUACGAAUGAAAUACUGACGAAACAAUGGAAAGGAUUCACUGGUAAACCUAUUGAAGAUGUUGUUAAUAUUGGAAUUGGUGGCUCUGAUCUUGGUCCACUUAUGGUGACCGAAGCUUUAAAAGCAUACAGCAUUGGACCUAAAGUUCACUUUGUUAGCAAUAUAGAUGGUACUCAUAUAGCCGAAACUCUCAAGAAGUUAAAUCCAGAAACAACUUUAUUCAUAAUAGCUUCCAAGACAUUUACAACUCAGGAAACUAUAACUAAUGCAACUACUGCCAAGUUGUGGCUUUUGAAGGCAUUAAAAGAUGAAACUGCAGUGGCCCGCCAUUUUGUAGCAUUAUCUACUAAUGAACAAAAAGUUAAAGAGUUUGGCAUCGACGUGAAAAAUAUGUUUGGUUUCUGGGAUUGGGUCGGCGGACGUUACUCAUUGUGGUCAGCUAUUGGUUUAUCAAUCUGUUUGUCUAUUGGUUUUGAUAAUUUUGAAAAGCUUUUAAGUGGCGCUCACUUUAUGGAUCAACACUUUUGCACAGCGCCAUUAGAGCAAAAUGCUCCUGUCAUAUUGGCUUUACUUGGGAUAUGGUAUCAUAACUUUUAUAAGGCUGAAACACAUGCAUUAUUACCAUAUGAUCAAUACUUACAUAGAUUUGCAGCUUACUUUCAGCAAGGCGACAUGGAAAGUAAUGGAAAAUAUAUCACUCGUUCUGGAAGACCUGUAAAUUACUCCACUGGGCCAAUUGUGUGGGGAGAACCAGGUACUAAUGGACAACAUGCAUUCUAUCAGUUACUGCAUCAAGGCACAAGACUUGUACCAGCAGAUUUUAUAAUACCAGUUCAAUCUCAAAAUCAGAUUGCUCCACAUCACACAAUUUUACUUGCCAACUUCUUUGCGCAAACUGAAGCUUUAAUGAAAGGCAAGAAUGAAAAUGAGGCUCGAGCCGAAUUACAAAAAUCAGGACUGACCGCUGAACAAGUGGACUUAUUAUUACCACAUAAAUUGUUUGAAGGAAACAGACCGACAAACAGCAUUGUAGUAAAGAAACUAACUCCUUUUAUUCUUGGUGCUUUGAUUGCAAUGUAUGAACAUAAAAUUUUUAUUCAGGGUAUUAUUUGGGAUAUUAAUUCAUACGAUCAAUGGGGCGUGGAGUUGGGAAAACAGCUAGCUAAAGCCAUUGAACCAGAACUGGCUAGCGCAGAAAAUAUCACAACGCAUGACUCAUCGACUAAUGGCUUGAUAGCAUUCGCUAAACGCCACAGAGCCUAGAUAUACUUAUUUAGCUAUAUUCUUUGUUACAAGAUGUUUAAAAUAGAAACAGCUGAACAUGAAUAGCUCUGUUUCAAGUUAUUAUAUUAGAGUUUAUGUAUAUACUUGGCAUAAUUAAUGAAAAAGGGAUUGUAAAAAAGGGAAUAUUAAACGUAACUCUUUAAGAUUUCUUUAAACUUGUUAAUUCCUCAUAUUAUGAUCAUAUUGGAUUUAUGAUGUCCAUAUGAUAUAGUAUGUUUCAAAAUGUAUUAGAAUUCUAUAAUUUAUGUACUAUAGAUUUUCAAUACUGUCGAUACAUUAUGGAAUGUACUUUUUAAGUUGUGGUAUGAAGAAUUAAUUAUUUUAAUAUUAUUUUAAUGUACAGAAAAAAAAAGAAUUAUAUAAUUCAAUGUUGCAAUAUUAUCAGAGCAAUGUAAUCAGAGAAACUACAGUUAUGAAAAUGAUUUGAUCACAUUUAAUUUACUUACUCAAUUAUAUUUAAUGUGAUCUGAGAUAAUUGAAUAGGAAGAUAUAAAAGAUAGUUGUAAUCAGCAUAAUGUAAAUAAGUAAAAUGUAUGAGUAGUAAUGCAAUAUAUAUAACAUUAUCCUCAACAGAA
Wasmannia auropunctata (little fire ant) is the source of this 2378-nucleotide messenger RNA. It is a transcript of the gene Pgi, whose product is annotated as glucose-6-phosphate isomerase. Lineage: Eukaryota; Metazoa; Arthropoda; Insecta; Hymenoptera; Formicidae. The transcript is spliced from 11 exons. Bases 115 to 1782 code for a protein of 555 amino acids. Gene Ontology annotation, biological process: glucose 6-phosphate metabolic process; glycolytic process; gluconeogenesis. Gene Ontology annotation, cellular component: cytosol. Gene Ontology annotation, molecular function: monosaccharide binding; carbohydrate derivative binding; glucose-6-phosphate isomerase activity. The record is from RefSeq and is a predicted model, not a curated record.